AAAGAGAUGAUUGUGGACACAGCCACAGGCCACCAAAAUUGCUCUGCAGAGCCUGUGGUGUCUCCCUGAGUAAGAGCAUGUCUCAGCUCAGGGAUCUGGAGUUCCUUGUGUUAGACCACCUCAGGUUAUGUAUAAAAAGCUCACUGUGGUGUGGUUCUCCCUCAUUUUUUGCUGGAGGGAGGACUGUGAUAUCAGCCUUCCUAAAGUCACUCCCUAAGGCUUCUCUGAUCCUCAUCCUGCAGUUCCUGCAGAGGUCCAGGUUCUCCGGUGGCUUCACUCGUAGAGAUGAGGACUCAUGAGUUAGAAAUGGCAGUGUUGCAGAACAAUAAGCAAAAGCCUCGAUCUCUUCCAGUCUGGGCAGUCACUGGGCAGUGAUCAGGUCUGUUUUCAGUUACUUGUCCUACAUUUCCUGGUUUCUUGUGUAUCUGUAUCAAUAUGUGUAUGUGCACUUUAGGAACCACGGAGCAGGAGUUGAGCUGGACACCGGGAGGAGUAGAGGAGGUGCGUAAGACAAAACCAGAUCCUAGAUCUUGGAGAUCAGAAUAACCCGGUGGGAGAAAGGUUAAGGGCUAAAAACUCUCCAGGUUUCCUGAAGUCUGAGCAAUUAUUUAGGUCUUUCCAGAGUCUCUGUAGAAGAGAAGGCUGUGGGGCUUAUGUGAAACGAGGCUGACCUGUGGCACUGGGAGGGAACAUCAGAAAAAUUAGUAGGGACUGCCUGUUGGAGACACUGGGAAGAAUCUCCAAGAAGAAAGAGUUAGCAGGAAUCUCGAUUCUCCAGCAGACAAGACCAAGGAGCCACCAGCUGCUUGGCCAUAGGCCUUUUGGUGCUUUGGAAAGCCCCAAAUUUGAGAUUAUCUCCCUCAAAUUUUUGGUUAUCUGCUGGCAGAAGCAGAGGUAACACACCCAGGUGAGCAUCUGGGCAGUAUCCCCAAAAGUACUCUGGACCUGCAGGAGUAAUGAGCAGUGACACUAUUGCUCAUUUAGUUUUGUCCCCCCUUUCUGCUUUGCUCCCUUUAGUUAUUCCACUAGCCUUCAUUGACUUGCUGCUAAAUUAUUUUCAUAGUAAAAUAAGCCAGUUUGCAGCCUGACUGAAAUAAUUAAUUACUACUGGGCUACAACCCAGUGUGAGAUCCUCCAUAGCCCCAUCGGUGUUGGAAGCAGAGGCUGAAAAUAGAGUGUGAAAAUAGAGUGGCUGUGGGUGUCGAGCGUUCCCAGAGGGCUUGGCCAGGAGUAGGGGUGUUUAGGAGACAGUUUGUGUCGCUUAAAGGCUGCUAAUAAAUUCAGCUAGAGGCUCUAAAUCUGUGUUUAACUCUGGUGGAUAAGCCAGGGCAGACGCAAGAACUGGGAUUUGGGAAAUAUAUUUUUAAGAAGAUCUGACUUGGGGUGGAUUUUAGAAGGAGUCUGUGAGUGAAACAAGAGUUUGCUCUUAUCGCUCGGGCAGUUUGAGAUAUCACUUGGUGAGAUUUGAGCUGAAAGGAGAGAAAUUGGAGUGAGGAAACUGAAUUUUAGCAAGCAAAUAUAGCUGUACCUACAGCCUGAGGGAAACCACUUUACACCUAGUGGGUGCUGACAGGUUUCAAGGCCAGGUUUUGGUUCCAGGUUGCUGUAGCCAGUUGUUUUCCCCCCAGCUCACAGACAGAAGCUUAAAAUGUGCUGGUGUCCAUCCAAAGAGGAUCUGUCUGUUUAUCCUGAGGUAGCAAAGGCAAAAGUGGGAAGGGUUCCACCUCAAACCACUGUAAACCACUGGUGCCUGUUGCUGCCUGUGUGUUUAUAUGGGUUGGUUUUUGUUUUGUGUUAAUUUUUGUGUGUUUUUGUUUAAAACAGCAGGGUAAUACUGACUUGCUGCUUAGCAGUUUUGCUUCUGCUCCCAGGGCUCUGAAUCUCAGGAGGAAACUGGUUAGAAAUGUAUCCCUUUCCUGCUGAUGCUGUUAAACCAGCAUAUGAGGAGCAUUAGCUUCACAAGAGACAGAGUGAGUUAGUAAGGAAUGCAAAAAUGUACCCUCCGCAGGUGCUACAGCCGCGUGAAGGAGCACGGCGUGGGGAAGAGGAAAAGCAGCUACACGUUCGAGCAGCUGGAGCAGGUGUUUGGGCAGGGAGGAUGGGACUCCCAGCCCUGCCAGCCCGUCCUCAUCAACAGCAGCGGCUUGUACCAGGAGCUGGAGUCGGAUGGCAGCACGAUGGAGGAGUAUUCCCAGGAGGACUGGGGAAACCACAGUCAGGACCUUCACUGCUACCAGACCGGCGAGCAGGAAUUGGAUGAAAUGCCUACCACAAAAAGAACAUUAAAGAUAAAACAGGAGUCUUCAGAAGACGCGCAGAAGCGUGACGUCAUGCAGAACAUUAUGCAAAUCUUGGAGUCGGUCCAGUUGAAGUGGGAGCUGUUUCAGAGCUGGACGGACUUCUCCAGGCUCCAUCUUUCUAACAAACUGGCCAUUUUUGGCAUCGGGUACAACACCCGCUGGAAGGAGGAUAUCCGUUACCACUACGCAGAGAUCAGCUCCCAGGUCCCCCUCGGCAAGCGGCUCCGGGAAUACUUCAACUCGGAAAAACCCGAGGGUCGGGUGAUCAUGACCCGAGUGCAGAAAAUGAACUGGAAAAACGUUUACUACAAAUUCCUGGAGAUCACCAUCAGCGAAGCCCGAUGCUUGGAGCUGCACAUGGAGAUCGACUGGAUUCCCAUCGCUCACUCCAAACCCACCGGGGGGAACGUGGUGCAGUAUUUAUUGCCGGGAGGGAUCCCCAAAAGCCCUGGCCUGUACGCCAUCGGAUACGAGGAGUGCCACGAGAAGCCCCCCUCCCCUCUGGCCGAGCACCGGGCGCCUGACCCCAGCAAUGAGACUCCAGGGGAGCUGGAGGUCCCCUCUCCGCAGGCCUCCCUCCGGGUGGAUAUGGAAUCCGCCCGGAUUAUCUAUUGUUACCUUGGCAUCGCUGAGGUCCGGACUCUCCAGCAGUGCCUGUUUUUACACUUCCAGGCAAACACCAAAACCUUCAGCAAAGAUUGGGUCGGGAUCAACGCCUUUUUAUCUCAGAACUGCGUCGUAGAGCCCGGCGUCUCGCCCAAAUCCAUCUACAUCAAAUUUGUGGAAGUGGAGAGGGAUUUUCUGUCCGCCGGCUCUUUGGUAGAGUGCCUGGAAAAAGCCAUCGGGUACCCCUUAAAAUUUAACAACUGAGUCUCGUCCUUCAUAAGGAUCAGGGCUUUUCCGCCCCAUUUUCCAUCUCACUCGGAUCCUGUCCGUUCACAGCCGGGCGCGUCGGACUUCCCCGCGCGUUGGGGUGCGCGGA
Messenger RNA from Lepidothrix coronata (blue-crowned manakin), 3282 nucleotides. It is a transcript of the gene MSANTD2, whose product is annotated as Myb/SANT DNA binding domain containing 2. NCBI's taxonomy places the organism in Eukaryota, Metazoa, Chordata, Aves, Passeriformes, Pipridae. Bases 1986 to 3170 code for a protein of 394 amino acids. The record is from RefSeq and is a predicted model, not a curated record. The transcript is spliced from 6 exons.